UGGGAGGCGCCGUCGCGUUUCCACGUCCGGUGAUGGCGGCCGUGUGUUUGAGCCCAUGAGGCGGGCAAAUUGUGUUCCCAACCGCGCUGCGGUAAAGCAGAGGACGUCCGAGGCAAUGGCGGGGGUGUUUGACAUUGACCUAGACCAACCCGAGGACGCUAUUUCAGAUGAUGAGCUGGAAGAUGGGGGUACAUUCAGCGAAUUUAUGGAUCAUGGAGGCAUACCAUAUGAACUUGGCAUGGAACAUUGUGAAAAGUUUGAGAUCUCAGAGACGAGUGUAAAUAAAGGUCCAGAAAAGAUUAGACCCGAGUGUUUUGAACUACUCCGUGUCCUUGGAAAGGGUGGCUAUGGGAAGGUUUUUCAAGUACGGAAGGUAAUCGGAGCUCACACAGGAAAAAUAUUUGCAAUGAAAGUACUAAAAAAGGCUAUGAUUGUACGCAAUGCAAAAGACACGGCCCACACGAAAGCAGAGCGGAAUAUUUUGGAGGAAGUGAAACAUCCCUUCAUCGUAGACUUAAUAUACGCCUUUCAAACUGGUGGAAAACUCUACCUCAUCUUAGAGUAUCUCAGUGGAGGAGAACUCUUUAUGCAGUUGGAAAGAGAAGGGAUAUUUAUGGAAGAUACUGCUUGCUUUUACUUGGCUGAAAUCUCAAUGGCUUUGGGACAUUUGCAUCAAAAAGGAAUCAUUUAUCGUGAUCUGAAACCAGAGAACAUCAUGCUUAAUCAUCAAGGACAUGUGAAACUUACAGAUUUCGGUCUUUGUAAAGAAUCUAUUCACGAUGGCACGGUCACACACACCUUCUGUGGGACAAUUGAAUACAUGGCCCCUGAGAUAUUAAUGAGAAGCGGUCAUAACCGUGCGGUUGACUGGUGGAGUUUGGGGGCGUUAAUGUAUGACAUGCUUACUGGAGCACCGCCAUUUACUGGUGAAAACCGAAAAAAAACAAUUGACAAAAUUCUUAAAUGUAAACUUAACCUGCCUCCCUACCUCACUCAAGAAGCCAGGGAUCUUCUUAAAAAGCUGCUAAAAAGAAAUGCUGCCUCACGCCUUGGCGCAGGAGUUGGUGAUGCCGGAGACGUUCAGGCUCAUCCGUUUUUCCGACACAUUAACUGGGAAGAUCUUCUGGCUCGUAAGGUGGAACCCCCCUUUAAACCACUCUUGCAAUCCGAAGAGGAUGUGAGCCAGUUUGAUUCGAAGUUUACACGUCAGACACCCGUGGAUAGUCCUGAUGAUGCCACCCUCAGUGAAAGUGCCAACCAAGUGUUUGUGGGCUUUACUUAUGUGGCUCCCUCAGUACUUGAAAGCGUAAAAGAGAAGUUUUCAUUUGAACCAAAAAUUCGUUCUCCUCGCAGAUUCAUCGGCAGCCCUCGCACACCCGUGAGCCCUGUAAAAUUUUCUCCUGGUGAUCUAUGGGCAAGAGGAACAGCUGCUGGGACCUCGAACACACAAGCGCCAUCUGAGUAUCGAAUGGAUGUGGGUGGAGUGGAACAAAUGGACGUGACUGUAAGCGGAGAAGCUUCAGCACCUCUUCCGAUCAGACAAUCCAAUGCUGGGCCAUAUAAAAAACAAGCUUAUCCAAUGAUCUCCAAGCGACCAGAGCAUCUGCGCAUGAAUCUAUGACAGUGCAGUAUUUUCAGAUAUGACUUGUACAGGUGGUAAAACAAACGGAACCUUAACACAGCUUAAUACAGAGCAAAAAAAAAUAACAGAUUUGGGGAACUCACAGUCCCUAUGAGAGAGAAAUUAUGGAUUCAGUUGCUGCACGGGACAGUUUGGAAAGACUAAACAUUAAUUUUUUUUUAAGAAAAUAAUAUAUAUAUAUAUACACAAAUAUAUAUAUCAAUCAAUGGUGCGCAGAUUUAAGGAGCAAAACACAUUAUAGAGGUUUUGAAAACUAACCAAUUCCCAUUAAAGGUUUGGAAUCAGACAGUAUUAGACAAAGCAGGAAUAGUCACUGAUGUUUUGGUGUGUAUACCCCAGGGCCUCUUUUCCAUCUUCCAAAAUGAAUCCUGUGAAGAUUCUGGAAUAGGGUUUAAUUCUCUAAGUAAAAAUUCUUGCCACAAAAUCAUUGCCAAACUGGGCUAUAAACGUGUACGCUCAGUUCCCAGUUCUGAUUAAAGCCAAUUCUUUUUGUGAUCAAAUGUUGAAUAUUUACUAUCCAUGAAUGUGAAUGCCACGCCUUCCUUUUCCUAAAAUUAGGGCUAGAUAAACCCAGAAACCAGUUGGAUGUCUUCCAAUGUUUUUUGGGAAUACCUGCAUUUUUUGGGUAACUCCUAAAUUGGUGUGAUCAUUUGCAAGCUACCCAUUGACGAUUUUGAAUAUAAAAAUGCUACUUGACUGUUUCAAGUGCUUCAGUAGGAAAAGUAAAUGAGUGAAAACAAUUAGAUUUGACUUGGAUCCAAGGUCCUUUCGGUACAUGAAUGUUCUGGGAUGCUGCAAGCUGCGAAUAAUUUUACACCUAGCCUCUUCUUUUCCUCUUAUUCAAAAAAAAUACAAACAAAACACUUUGAUCUGGUUGUCCUCCUAAUGUGGACUUGAAAAUUCUGGGACUUGAAUUUCUUUCCAGUUUGUAGAAGUAUUACAUGGCCUUUAUACUCAUGUCUUCCAUGGUGAGGAAAAAAAAAAUACAAGUCUAAGGCUGAACCUUGGGAAUGUUUUUACAAUGCUGGUCUUGUCUUGAAUUCUGUAUCAGUGUCUUAAAGGUACACAGACGGAAAUAAAGGUAACUAUACCUUACUUGCCUUAACAAAGCAUUUUCAUCAACAUCACUAAUGAGGUAAUUCAAUCCCACUCAUGCUGUAAUUCGUGUAGGUUAGAGACUUGUCAGUCCUGUCCCUCUGUUUACCUGUUGCUGCAUCGAGUAUUCCAGUGUGACAUUCUGAAAUGUAUGAAAGGCCUGCUGCAAGGUUUUUAAAACACACUUGUUCAAUCUGUUAUAAACUAAGAUGUAGGAUCCAAGCCAUACACGGUAAGAACGGAAUCCCUUAGUCCAGGGCAGAAAAAUAAGUUUAACGUAGAUUUAGAGAGAACCUGGCAAUAGUGGUUUGAGUGUGACGUUUCUGUCUUUAUAAUAUGAGUAGAUUCUUAAGAAUUGCUUGUGUGUUAUACAUUAUUAAAUAAUGCAAAUCGUAUUUUUAAAUUCUUAUUUUCUUAUCACGGCAAACAAACUGUGGUAGUUGCUUUUGUCUGCUUACGAAAACAGUCUUACAGCAACAGCAUUUUAUUCUAAACUAAUCUGUGUCCACAGCGGUUCUGCUACCACCUUCCCUUUGUUGGUUCAUUACCACUGCAUUGGGUAUUUGAGAAGUAAAGCCUUAAACAAUUUUCAUUAAAACAAAUUUCUUUUGAUUAAAUAUAUACAAAAA
Molecule: messenger RNA, 3366 nt
Organism: Spea bombifrons (plains spadefoot toad)
Lineage: Eukaryota; Metazoa; Chordata; Amphibia; Anura; Pelobatidae
Gene: RPS6KB1
Product: ribosomal protein S6 kinase B1
Exons: 15
Coding region: 56-1621 (521 amino acids)
Biological process (GO): protein phosphorylation; signal transduction
Molecular function (GO): ATP binding; protein serine/threonine kinase activity
Source: RefSeq, a predicted model, not a curated record